Messenger RNA from Ylistrum balloti, 1353 nucleotides. RefSeq names its product multiple inositol polyphosphate phosphatase 1-like. The transcript is spliced from 4 exons. The record is from RefSeq and is a predicted model, not a curated record. Lineage: Eukaryota; Metazoa; Mollusca; Bivalvia; Pectinida; Pectinidae. Gene Ontology annotation, molecular function: inositol phosphate phosphatase activity; acid phosphatase activity. Bases 1 to 1353 code for a protein of 450 amino acids.
AUGGUUCUGUCCUAUCUAGAGCUGUUACUGCUGUCUGUAUUGGCAGUCAGUACACAUGGAUCGUCCAGUUUCUACGGGGAGUCGUUGUUUGGCUCGAAAACGCCUUAUUUCUGGGAGAGGGAUGCCAACCAGACAAUCGGCGUCGACUCCGGUAUGACCAUCACUCAUAACGGGAAAACAUGUACGGCAUUUUACAUGGACGCGCUGUUACGUCAUGGCGCCCGCUAUCCAAAAACACCCUACAUUGUAGAUAUGAAUACAAUAGUAACAAAACUUCGGAGUUUGCCGACAACAGCCACACAACACCCCUUCGUUAAUACAUGGGUUGACCGAUUUCCCAUGAAUCUGAACGCACAGCUCACAUCUCUAGGCAAGCAAGAGUCAUACACACUGGGGAAACGAUUCCUUUCUCGCUUCCAUUCUCUACUUCAGCCAGCCUCGGCCCGCCUCCAAUACUAUGCUAGCGACAAGAAGAGGACGCAAGAUAGUGCUAAUUACUUCCAGCAGGGUGUUACGGGGAGACAGAUGACAGAUGACUUCAGCAAUGAUACACAGCCUACCAUCGACAAUACCAUGCUACGAUUCUAUACGAAUUGCCAUGAAUACUCAGCCACUGUGCUCACCAACGAUUCGGCGAUAGAGGAAUUUUUCAAAUUCCAGCAAGGUCCAGAGUACACGGCCAUGAAGAAAGCUGUAAGCGACCGCAUCACGGCCGGACAUAUCAAUCUAACUAUUAGUGAAAUCCUUGUCAUUCACCAGUACUGCACCCUCGAGCUUGGUUUGUUUAAAACCUCUGAUUGGUGCUCUUUCUUCACCAAGGAGGACUUAGAAGUGAUUGAUUAUGGGACGGAUGUAUACAACUAUUGGUUGAAAUCCUAUGGCCACGUCAUUAACAGCGAGAUCACGUGCCCUAUGUUCGUGGAUGUGUUCGGAAACAUGGACAAAGCUAUUCAGGCGGACAGGGAAGGCCAGAGCUACACUGUGGGGACGUUCAGGUUUGGACAUGCUGAGACCUUACUCCCCAUCUACAGCGCCCUAUCCCUCUUCCACGACAGCACCCCUCUCUUGGCCAGCAACUAUAACGCUCACCGGAACCGGACGUACCGGACAAGCAAAAUUGCACCUUUUUCUGGUAACAUCUAUCCCGUUCUGUACAAGUGCGGCGAUGAGUUGGGAGACAUAUACCUGAAAAUGUUCGUGAACGAGGUGGAAACACCUCUUCCUGCGUGUGGCCUAAAACUUUGUCCUUAUUACUUGUUAAAGAGUGUGUACAGCGACGCCAUUAACAACUGUCGGUUUGAUGUCCUCUGUCACAAUAUCCACUCGACCAUGCCCUCGGCUGUAGUGGGAUAA